AUGGAGAGCCUGCAGCUUUCACAGGUCUUGGCCGACUUGAGCAAUCUCGGCGCAGCUGAGCCUGCGGCCGCCGCUGCCAUUGUCAAUGCCAACAUCCCCAGUAUCCAGACCCAGCUUAUCAAAGACGACUCCCAUACGCCUUCCCAGCAACAGCAGAGGCCAUCAUCUGGCCUGAGGCGGGCAUGGUCGUCCGAAGCGGGCUCGCAGCCCAAAUUCGACAAGAUGGGUCGGCGCAUUCUCAUCAGUUCACCAAAGUCUGGUUCAGCCGCCAACUCUAUACCCGGCACGCCUCAACCUUCUAAUUACGAUAACGACCUUGAGCAAGCUAAUAUGCUCAUGGCCCUCUACGAUAUUCGCUCCAAACUCAAGCAACAGGACAAUAGCAGCCUCAUGCGAGCGCGCGAAAAGAUCAAUGCCCUAGCUGCACGCCAGCAAGCCCAACAAUUUGCCGAACUCAACAUGAAAAAGGCCGACGAGAUGCGACGAAACCGCUAUUCUUUCCCCAAGGUUUAA
Messenger RNA from Trichoderma gamsii, 513 nucleotides. RefSeq lists its product as hypothetical. The record is from RefSeq and is a predicted model, not a curated record. The transcript is spliced from 3 exons. NCBI's taxonomy places the organism in Eukaryota, Fungi, Ascomycota, Sordariomycetes, Hypocreales, Hypocreaceae. The coding region runs from base 1 to 513 and encodes 170 amino acids.